This is a messenger RNA of Varanus komodoensis (Komodo dragon), 1080 nucleotides long. RefSeq names its product homeobox D9 (gene HOXD9). The record is from RefSeq and is a predicted model, not a curated record. NCBI's taxonomy places the organism in Eukaryota, Metazoa, Chordata, Lepidosauria, Squamata, Varanidae. The transcript has 2 exons. Bases 1 to 1080 code for a protein of 359 amino acids. Gene Ontology annotation, molecular function: RNA polymerase II cis-regulatory region sequence-specific DNA binding; DNA-binding transcription factor activity, RNA polymerase II-specific. Gene Ontology annotation, cellular component: nucleus. Gene Ontology annotation, biological process: proximal/distal pattern formation; DNA-templated transcription; regulation of transcription by RNA polymerase II.
AUGUCGUCGAGCGGCGCCCUCAGUAGCUACUACGUGGACUCGCUCAUAGGCCACGACGGCGAGGACGCGUACGGCGGCGGCGGCGGCGGCGGGGCCGGCCGGUUCCUGCAGGGGGGGCACCAUCCGUCCCCCCGGCCACCCUCAGGUGUGGUGUCCGAGGGCGCGGAUUUCGCCUCCUGCAGCUUCGCGCCCAAGUCCUCCGUCUUCCCCGCCUCGUGGUCCGCCGUGCACCCGCAGCCGUCGGCGGCGCCCAUGACCGCCCUCUACCACCCGUACGUGCCCCAGCCCCACUUGGGGGGGCCGGGCGAGGGCGGCGGCGGCGGCGGCAGAUACGUGCGCUCCUGGAUCGAGCCCUUCGCCGCCUUCCCCGGCAGCCCCGGCAGCGGGGGCGCCAACCUCGCCGCCGCCGCCGCCGCCGCGCCCCCCCUCGCGCCCGGCGGCGGCUCAGGCCCCUCCGGCGGGCGCCACUACGGGAUCGUCAAGCCCGAGAGCAGAGCCGCGGCCGCCCCGGCCCCCGCCGCCCCCGCCGCGCCCUCCGCCGCCGCCGCCGCCGCGUCUCCCUCCGCGAGGACCGAGGGCUCCUCGUCCCGGGAGCCUCCGGGGGUCGCCGGGCCCGAGUACACGUGCAGCUCCUUCCUGGCCGAGCCCCGCGAGAAGGCGGCGGCGGCGGCGGCGGCGGCGGCGAGCGACGGGGCUCACCCCCUUCCCGGCGCCUCCGCCGGCACCGGCGGCGGCGGCGGCGGCACCAGCGACCCGGCCAAGCCAGCCUCUGCCUGCAGCCACAGCCCCAGCCCGAGCCGCGAUCUGAAGGAGGAGAAGCAGCAGCAACUUGACCCAAAUAACCCCGCUGCAAACUGGAUUCAUGCUCGUUCCACGAGGAAAAAGCGUUGCCCUUACACAAAAUUCCAGACUCUGGAACUGGAAAAGGAAUUCCUCUUUAAUAUGUACCUCACCCGAGAUCGCCGUUAUGAAGUGGCUAGGAUUUUAAACCUGACAGAGAGACAGGUCAAAAUAUGGUUCCAGAACCGAAGAAUGAAAAUGAAAAAGAUGAACAAGGAAAAAGGCAAUAAAGGGGACUAG